AUGAGUGGCUCACCAGAAUUUCAGAGGUUCGCUAGAGCGUUGAGACAACAAAUCACUAAGGUACAACAGCAAGGUGGUAGACCUGGUGGCCCACCAAGAGGUGGUGCUGGUGGUGCUUUCGCAGGUAUUGGCGGUCUGUUGGUGUUAGGUGCUGGUGCGCUUUUCUUCAAUAAUGCGUUAUUUAAUGUGGACGGUGGUCACAGAGCCAUUGUCUACUCACGUAUUGGUGGUGUUUCGCAGAAAAUCUUUUCAGAAGGUACACAUAUUAUUAUCCCAUGGAUCGAGACACCUAUAGUGUAUGAUGUGAGGGCUAAACCACGUAAUGUUGCCUCUUUGACGGGUACCAAGGAUUUACAAAUGGUCAAUAUCACAUGCAGAGUGUUAUCAAGACCCAACGUUGGCCAACUUCCCACUAUAUACCGUACAUUAGGCCAGGACUAUGACGAAAGAGUUCUGCCUUCCAUUGUCAAUGAAGUUUUGAAGGCAGUUGUCGCACAAUUCAAUGCUUCUCAAUUGAUCACCCAAAGAGAAAAAGUGUCUAGACUGAUCCGUGACAACUUGGUUCGUCGUGCUAGUGGGUUCAAUAUAUUACUGGAUGACGUCUCCAUCACUUAUAUGACAUUUUCUCCAGAGUUCACCCAGGCUGUUGAAGCAAAGCAGAUUGCUCAACAGGAUGCCCAAAGGGCCGCCUUUAUUGUGGAUAAAGCCAGACAAGAAAAGCAAGGUAUGGUUGUGAAAGCCCAAGGUGAAGCCAAGUCCGCCGAGUUGAUCGGUGAUGCCAUUAAGAAAUCUAGGGACUAUGUGGAAUUGAAGAGACUAGAUACAGCAAAGGACAUUGCUAAGAUCCUAGCCAACUCGCCAAACAGAGUUGUUCUAGAUAACGAAGCCCUGCUAUUGAACACAUUGGUCGAUGCCAGAUCAGCUACAGGUUCCAAGAAAUAA
Molecule: messenger RNA, 942 nt
Organism: Nakaseomyces glabratus
Lineage: Eukaryota; Fungi; Ascomycota; Saccharomycetes; Saccharomycetales; Saccharomycetaceae
Gene: PHB2
Product: prohibitin subunit PHB2
Biological process (GO): mitochondrion organization
Cellular component (GO): mitochondrion; membrane
Source: RefSeq, a predicted model, not a curated record